AAAAAUAAAAUUUAAAUUUUUAUUAUAAAACAAUUAUUGUUAAUUAUUAUUUUAAAAAUAAAAAAAAAUAAAAAAUAAAAAAAUUUUAAAUUUUAAUUUUUUGUAAAUAGUAAAAUUAAUCUAAUAAAAAAAAUAUAUAAAAAAUUUUAAAAUUUUUUUUUUUUUUUUUUUUUUUUUUUUUUAAUUUUUUUUUAAUUUUAUUAAUUAUUUUUUUUUUUUUAUUAUUUUAAUUUAAAAUUUAUUAAACAUCAAACCUGAUCAGCCACUUUAAAAAAUUAAAUUGUAUAUACUAUUAUCAACACAAACAAAAACAAAUAAAAAUAACCAACAAUAUUAUCCGAUAAUAUUAGUUUUAAUAGAAAUUUAAACUCAAAUAUUUAAUCAAAAUUAAAAAAAUAAAAACAACAAUAAUAAUUUAAAUAAAAAUAAAUAUAUAAAAUGGAAAAAUACGCUAAAAUUGAAAAGCUUGGUGAAGGUACAUACGGUAUUGUAUAUAAAGCAAAAAAUCGUGAAACAGGUGAAAUUGUGGCUCUUAAAAGAAUAAGAUUGGAUUCUGAAGAUGAAGGUGUUCCAUGUACAGCUAUUAGAGAAAUAUCUUUAUUAAAAGAAUUAAAACAUCCAAAUAUAGUAAGAUUACACGAUGUUAUUCAUACGGAAAGAAAACUUACAUUAGUAUUCGAAUAUUUAGAUCAAGAUUUAAAGAAAUAUUUAGAUGAAUGUGGUGGAGAAAUUUCAAAAGCAACCAUUAAAUCAUUCAUGUAUCAAUUAUUAAAAGGUGUAGCUUUUUGUCAUGAUCAUAGAGUAUUACACAGAGAUUUAAAACCUCAGAAUCUUUUAAUCAACAGAAAAGGAGAGUUAAAACUUGCAGAUUUUGGUUUAGCUAGAGCAUUUGGUAUUCCAGUUAGAACCUAUUCACAUGAAGUAGUUACUCUUUGGUACAGAGCCCCAGAUGUUUUAAUGGGUUCAAGAAAAUAUUCAACACCAAUUGAUAUUUGGUCAGCUGGUUGUAUUUUUGCAGAGAUGGCAUCAGGUAGACCAUUAUUCCCAGGUUCUGGUACUAGUGACCAAUUAUUUAGAAUUUUCAAAAUCUUAGGUACCCCAACUGAAGAAUCAUGGCCAACUAUUACUGAAUUACCAGAAUACAAACCUGACUUCCCAGUUCACCCAGCACAUAAUUUGGCCUCAAUUGUUCAUGGUCUUGAUGAAAAAGGUUUAAAUUUACUUUCUAAAAUGUUACAAUAUGAUCCAAACCAAAGAAUUACUGCUCAACAAGCCCUUAAACAUCCUUAUUUUGAUGGUUUAGAAAAUACAGUUUAAACCCCAACACUUUAUAGCAUUAUAAUUUUUUUUUAAUAAACAAUGUAUCUAAACUUUUUCUUAAU
Messenger RNA from Dictyostelium purpureum, 1382 nucleotides. RefSeq names its product protein serine/threonine kinase. Bases 439 to 1317 code for a protein of 292 amino acids. Gene Ontology annotation, molecular function: cyclin-dependent protein serine/threonine kinase activity; ATP binding. Gene Ontology annotation, biological process: protein phosphorylation; vesicle-mediated transport. NCBI's taxonomy places the organism in Eukaryota, Evosea, Eumycetozoa, Dictyosteliales, Dictyosteliaceae. The record is from RefSeq and is a predicted model, not a curated record. The transcript has 11 exons. Gene Ontology annotation, cellular component: nucleus; cytoplasm.